Messenger RNA from Mycotypha africana, 333 nucleotides. RefSeq names its product Tim10/DDP family zinc finger protein. The record is from RefSeq and is a predicted model, not a curated record. The transcript is spliced from 4 exons. The coding region runs from base 1 to 333 and encodes 110 amino acids. Lineage: Eukaryota; Fungi; Mucoromycota; Mucoromycetes; Mucorales; Mycotyphaceae.
AUGGAGAUGAAUGCGACAAGGUUCAAUCAAGCAGAGCAGGCAGAGAUAAGUGCUAUGCUUGAACGAAAACAAAUGGCCGAUUUUGUUCAUUUGUUCACUGACUUAACAGACCGCUGCUUCCGAGAGUGUGCAAACAAUUUUACUACAAAAGCAGUGACAGGCAAAGAGGCUGCUUGUGUUCAAAAAUGUGCUGAUAGAUUCUUGAAGCAUUCAGAAAUUGUUAGUAAUCGCUUUGCAGAACUUAGUCAAUCUUUCAUGAAUAAUACACAACAACAACAGCCCAACAUAUCGUUAGGGACGACAUCAGACAUGCCCUCUUCGUCAGGGUUAUAG